AUGUAUAGACAACCCCAUGUGUUUAUUUUUUUCUAUUGCUGUGUACAGAGAGAGGACGAUGUUGAGAACCAACUAAAUACCGAAACCCAACGACCGGUGUUUGGUGAAAUUGUGCCUGGUGUAAUCAGACAUGACGUUGUGUUACAUGAAGUCACCAAUGAACUCAACACGCAGACGACCAGCAGACGACAAGAACAGUUAGCUGAGUUCAGGAAACUACAAGAGCAGAGUCGUCUGCGAGAGCAGGCGCGGGAGCAGGAGGCGCGUCGUCAAGCUGAGGCGAGGCAGCGUGCAGUUGAGGACCAGCUGCGGGCUCUACGGCUUCAGGAGCAGGUUCAGCAACAGCAACAGCAACAACAACAACAACACCAGUACCAACAGCAACAGCAGAGAGGACGAGCUAGACAAAGACAAAAGAAAAAGCAGAAAAAAAGAGAUUAUACAGCGUCAAGAAGUCCCUCCACUCACCGUGCGGGAGUACCAGGGAAGACAAUAGACUUACAUAAUCUGUCAGUGCAUGACGCCAUGAUGGCUGUGAUCAGCUUCAUAAACAACAAAGAGCAAGAAUACAACGACAGCGAAUACCGGCGCGUUGACCGGUUUCUCUACGUCAUCACUGGUCGAGGGCGGCACAGCAAAGGUGGGAUACCAAAGAUCAAACCUGCAGUAGAAGGCUAUCUGCAGAAACACGAUUACACGCACACCUGGGACGAGCCUGGUGGCAUGGUCACCAUUGACCUACUUUCCAAGAGACACAAGUAAAAAUAGCUGUCACAAUUGACCUACUUUCCAAGACGCUCUAAUACAAAGAGCCAUCUCGGUUGACCUACUUUUAAACAGGCUAACCACAGAUGGACCUGAGCUGACCUAUUUUCAAAAGAAACGCUGCUACAGUUGUCUGCGACCGGUUGGCAUACUUUCAGUUGAUCUACUAAAAUAGCACCAGUGAAUACCCAAUGCUUAGAACAAUAUGACAUCAGCUUCAGCAGCUUUCGAAUAGGUCUUGUAAGUAGGUCACAACUUCUCGUUCUCGUACUAUGCAGCUAGUAGAUUUCGAGACCGUAGACUUACAAGCCCUAUUGCAGCCAGUCGAUUGAUACAGAAAGACCAAGAGAGGGGUGGAUGCAGGCAGGCAUUGCCACAGUAAGAUGACGGUACAAACAAUCGUCACUGUACCGAGCAGAGGCGUAGCGACCCUACCCGGCGCCCGGGGACAAACUUUUCGAUUUGC
This is a messenger RNA of Physella acuta, 1231 nucleotides long. Its product is annotated as putative serine/threonine-protein kinase irlF. The record is from RefSeq and is a predicted model, not a curated record. Lineage: Eukaryota; Metazoa; Mollusca; Gastropoda; Physidae. Gene Ontology annotation, cellular component: nucleus. Gene Ontology annotation, molecular function: endonuclease activity.